Molecule: messenger RNA, 2670 nt
Organism: Cucurbitaria berberidis CBS 394.84
Lineage: Eukaryota; Fungi; Ascomycota; Dothideomycetes; Pleosporales; Cucurbitariaceae
Product: K(+)/H(+) antiporter-like protein 1
Exons: 5
Coding region: 1-2670 (889 amino acids)
Biological process (GO): proton transmembrane transport
Cellular component (GO): membrane
Molecular function (GO): antiporter activity
Source: RefSeq, a predicted model, not a curated record
AUGUCGACCAACGUAGCCUCGGCGAGCGCAUCGCCCACGGCGCCUGUAAAGGCGCCUCCGCAAGGAGGUGUACUGGAAGGUGUCAACCCAGUACAUUUUGACGCAAAGAAUCCCAUUAUUCUAUUCAUUGUGCAGGCCUCCAUUAUCAUCAUCUUCUGUCGCGCCCUGAACUGGCCCCUCUCUAAGAUUCGACAGCCUCGAGUUAUAUCCGAGAUUAUCGGCGGCAUCAUUCUUGGACCUUCCGUAAUGGGCCGGAUACCAGGCUUCAAGACUUCGAUCUUUCCGGAAGCAUCAAUGACCAACUUGAACCUGGUUGCCAACAUUGGUCUCACCCUUUUUCUGUUUAUCAUUGGCUUAGAAGUAGAUCUCCGAUUCUUGCUUAGCAACUGGAAAGUGGCUCUAAAUGUCGGCCUGGCCAGCAUGGCCAUACCAUUCGGCCUAGGUUGCGCCAUUGCAGUUGGGCUGUACAAUGAGUUCAAGGACGAGCCAGGCACAGUGCAAAUUGGUUUUCCCAUCUUCAUGUUGUUUAUUGGCGUUGCAAUGGCCAUUACUGCCUUCCCUGUCCUCUGCCGUAUCCUCACUGAACUAAAGCUGCUUAUGACCCCUGUGGGAGUCAUUGUGCUAGCAGCUGGCGUUGGAAACGACGUUGUGGGAUGGGUCCUACUUGCGCUCUGCGUCGCCCUUGUCAAUGCAGGCUCUGGUCUGACAGCCCUUUGGGUGCUUCUCACAUGUGCCGGCUAUAUGCUGUUUCUCGUCUACAUUAUUCGACCGGCCUUCAUAUACGUCCUUCGCAGAUCCCGUGCGCUCCAAGAUGGUCCUAGUCAAGGCAUCAUCAGUCUCACGCUAUUGAUCGCUUUGGGGUCAGCCUUCUUCACUGGUAUUAUUGGAGUGCACCCCAUCUUUGGAGCCUUCAUGGCCGGAUUGAUUUGUCCACACGAAGGUGGUUUCGCCAUCAAAGUGGCUGAGAAGAUUGAAGAUUUGAUCGGCGGACUGUUCCUUCCGCUAUACUUCACCCUCUCUGGUCUUAAUACCAACAUUGGACUGUUGGACUCUGGCAUUGUCUGGGCGUAUGUUAUUGGAGUCGUCGCUGUUGCCUUCUUCUCCAAGUUCAUUAGUGCCACACUCGCAGCUCGCGGAACGAAGAUGUUGUGGCGCGAGUGUUUUGCUAUUGGCUCGUUGAUGAGUUGCAAGGGUUUAGUAGAGCUGAUUGUUUUGAACAUUGGGCUGAACGCCAAGAUUCUCAGCACACGAACCUUUACCAUCUUCGUCGUUAUGGCCCUCGUUACCACGUUCGCCUCUUCUCCGCUUACAAUGUACUUCUAUCCACUGUGGUACCAGAAGAAGGUUGAGGCCUUCCGCCGAGGCGAGAUUGACUGGGAUACCGGAAAACCCUUGGACGGAUCCGAAAGCGCCAGGGACAGCGUGCAUUAUGACAAGCUUGCUGCCGAGAAGAUCAAGCGGUUGACCGUCUACCUUCGUCUCGAUAGCAUGCCGAACCUACUUGCUUUUACUUCCCUCUUUGGGGGGAAUGCGGACAAGCCAGCGGCAAAAACGCAUCCUUCCAAGGUCAUCGAUACGAGCAACGAAAUUGGCGAAUUGCCGCAGGAGGGAGAUACGCCGCAUCGACCAGUCGAAGCUUAUGGCCUACGCCUGCUAAAUCUGACAGAUCGUGGAUCUUCCGUGAUGCAAGUGUCCGAGAUGGAUUCCUACACAGCGUACGACCCUGUCGUCAAUACCUUCCGGACGUUUGGUAGACUACAUAACCUAGCGGUCAGCGGCGAGGUUCUGGUUGUGCCAGAGUCAUCAUUUGCCGAGACUUUGAGUACACGGGCUUCAGACUCCGACUUCCUCCUGCUUCCAUGGAGCGAAACGGGGGGUAUGUCCGAACAAGCCAUCAUUGAGGAUAAGGGGACGAAGAACAAGCUUGCCGCCUCGUCCUACACCUCCUUCGUCAACUCGACUUUCGAGCAAUCCGGUAUUCCUGUGGCGGUGCUUGUGAACAAGAACUUUGGCGGCAGCAAGAACAAAGACCAGAAGCAAGACUUGAAGCUCACCAAAAAGUUCAGCAACAUUAGUCUUGCUAGCACUCGCGACAAGGCCGUCACAGCACCCAUCGCUGACCGCAGUCACCACAUAUUUUUCCCAUUCUUUGGUGGUGAUGACGAUCGUACAGCUCUUCGUCUCGUCUUGCAGCUCGCCGAGAACCAGCAUGUGACUGCCACGAUCGUUUAUUUCAAUGUCCCCGAAUCCAUUAUCGGCGCUGUUUUUGCAUCUACUUCAUCCACAAGCGCAGUUGCAGGUAAAGCAGGUGAAAUUGUACAUACGUCGCCUUCUACUUCCAGCGAACAAGACGCAGCAUUCUUCGCAUCACUGCACGCCUCCCUGCCCGCGGAUCUUGGAGACCGCGUCAUUUUUGAAACGGUGCCUUCAACCACUCCAGUUAAGGAUGUCAUCGCUCGAGCAAGUAUUGAAGUCGGGCAAGCACCCAAGAACGCAGGUGACCUUGUUGUCUUGGGUAGGAACAUUGGCCGAAACAAUGUGUUGGCCACAGACGAUGCAGAUGCGAUCACCAGCUCAUCAUCUGCGGCAAGUACAUUGGGCGUUUUGGCGGAGAAGGUGUGGGAGGGCAAACUGGGCGCGAGUGUGCUGGUAGUGAAGGCUGGGCUGUGA